Messenger RNA from Pocillopora meandrina, 10389 nucleotides. NCBI's taxonomy places the organism in Eukaryota, Metazoa, Cnidaria, Anthozoa, Scleractinia, Pocilloporidae. The record is from the annotation of a GenBank genome assembly.
GAAAUUGAGACUGAUCGAGACUGUGUUAUUAGUAAUGAUUCGGAAUAAAUUGUUAACAGUAUUUUGCAGGCGUUGAUUUAUAACGAUCAAGAUAUUUGAAGUGGAAAGGAAAUAAUACAAUGAACAUGGCUUCAGUCAAGGUAGCAGUAAGAGUGAGGCCCCUUAAUAAAAGGUAAGCCAAAAUGAAGUAUUUGAUUCGGCUGUUAUAGCAGAACGCUAGUUCAAAAUUCUCGGUGAUCGAUGUCAGGCGUUUAAAUAUCCGUGAAAUGUAUCCGUUGGCAAAUAAGUAUGUCACUGUUGACGAUACUUGUUGAAAACUGCGACUAAAUUUUUAGAACUAAAGACUUUGUUUUAAAUUUAAUAGACUUCUUUGUUUUGCAUUGAAGAAAUGUAAAAUGGUUUCCGUGUUUACAUAGCCUGAUGUAAACACGCGGGAGGUUGGGAGAACACGAGAUAAGAGUAGGAAACCACGACGCGAAGCGGAGUGGUUUUCCAGCUUAUCGAAUGUUCUCCCAACCUCCCAAGUGUUUACAUCAGGCUAUGUAAACACGGAAACCAUUUUACAUUUCUUUUAUAAAAUAACUAAUGAAAGAGGAACGAAAACCUUGUUUACAUACUCUCAUGUAAAAUGGUUUUAUGGCCAAUCAGAGCGCAACAACAGAAACAAAUACGGUGAGCUGAAAUACACAAUAACAAUGUAAAAUCUGAUUAUAAAUGUUUUGUGGGGUUAAACAAAUCCAAUGAAAAAGAUAGUCACAUUGGUACAACUGAACUUGGUAAGAAUCUUCUUUAAAAUGACCAGCAUUAAUUAGAUUAUGUGACACAGUUCAUAGACAUGAUUAGGUAAAAAGGAAAACGAGAUCAAGAGAGUUUAUUGUGAGAUUGAGUAUAUCUUUGUACUUUACAUAGCAAUAGAAUUGAAUUGUGUGGUUUUAGCUUGAGAGUAUAUUUCCCCACACUUUUGAAUAAAUAAUGGAUAAUAUAUUUGUUUAAAUAGAAUAGUUGUUAGAAUAGUUAUUCAUGGUCUACACUUCAAAUCUAUGGAAACAAGCCAGGUAAAUUAUGGCUGUCAUAGAAAAAAUGUGCACAGAUACACACAUAAACUUUCCAGUGUAAGUAUUGAGGAGGAAUCAACUUGUUAUUUUUAAGUGCUGGUGUUAUGAGAAUUUGGGUCUUUGUAAACUGGCAAGCUUUGGAAGUUUGAAACUUUAAGUGUAAAGUAAUUUGGUGAAAUGUUAAAUAAUAAAUGAUUCAUUCACUAAAAUCUUAAAAAAGCUUGAAAUUUACUUAGUGCUCUCCUGUUAUUCCUUCAGAUGUUUGAAGAUUUGGGUACUGAUGUGAUAAGGCAGUGUUUGAGUGUUGCAAUGCCUGUAUUUUUGCUUGUGGUCAGAAGGAGGCCAGUAACUCCUACAGUAUGAUGGGACAGGAGGUAACAAAACACAAUUAAGUAUUUUUUUUUUUUUUGAAAUCAAAGACCCCUGGUACUAUCAUAAAUUUUAGUGUCCAUAAUAGCAAUCUUUCAUCAUGCAUUCUGAUUUCACAGGCGCCCUUUGACUAUUGUUUAGUGUCAUGUAUAACAUUUUUGUUCUGCUAGGUUUUUAUAUGAUAUAGCGGGUCCUUUAACGAAAUUCUUGAGCAGAGUAAGUAGCCUUUCCAUCCAAAAAUAGGGAAACAAAAUUUGAUCAAAGCAGCUGGCUUGAAAAAAUUAAAUAUGUUGCUCAAACUUUUACAUUGCUCCUCGUUAUGUUGAUGCCUUCACAUUUCAAAGACCCCUUAAAUUGAGUUUUCAAGUUGAUCAUAGCACUAAUCUGAAACAUUCAAAGUCCAUUUCUAUUUAGUAAAUGUUGAAACAGCUGUAUAAGCUAAUGAUUUGAUAAACUUUGCUGACAAUGUGAUUACUUCUCAAAUGCCAAAUGCAGCUUAUGGUAUAAGUAGCUUACUUUUCCUGAAUAUUUUUAGUUAGUGACAUAGUGGUGAUAUGGAUAAACUUAAGUCUCUGCAGACAGGGUGUCUGUGUUCAAUUUUUGGUGGGAGACAUUUUUAUGCAUUAAUUUAUUUUGUUAUAUACAUUUUUCCUCUUUUUUUUUUAUAAUGCUGUAAAUAAACAUUUUUUUUUAAGUCAUGGGUACAUGUUUCUGUGGGAAUUUCCAUGUUAACAGCUUGCUCUGUCACCAACAAACUUUUCAUGAUUCUUGCUGCUCCUCAUUAUGUUUAGUGCAUGGACAAUUAAAAGACCCUUCAAAUUUGGUCCUCGAGUUGAUCAUAGCACUAAUCUGAAACAUUUGGAGUCCAUUUCAAUUUAGUAAAUGUCAAAACAGCUGUGUAAAGACAAUAAACAUCACAAUGAUCAAUGCAAUCACAAUGGCACCAGGACUUUGGACUUCUUUGUAAGGAUAGAUUAGAGCUGGGAGCCGACUAAUUACGACUAAUUACGAGGAGUACACACCAAUUUGCAUAUCCCAAAGUGCCCAAAACAACUCGUUUCUAUACUAUCUACGAUCUACGAGUCAAAAAUCACAUUUUGACUUGCAAAUGACAAUACAUGUAAGUAAAUAAGUGAUCUCAUUUAUAAACUACAAUCAGAGAAAUAGAAGAAAAAGAAGCCUGAAAAAUGACGCUGUGACAUGAUUGGAACAGCUGCUUCUGAGAAGUACUAGUUGGUUGAUACUAUCAACUAAGAUAAUAAGCCAGAUAUUAAUUCAUGUAAGUGAUCAAGACAUAAUUUCUCUUUACAAUAUUAGUACAAUAUCAAGCUGGCAAGUGACAAGAAUGAAAAAAAAAUAGUAUUAUGCACAUUAAUUUUUCCAGUUGAACCACAAUUUUGAUAUUCCCUGGUUGAUGGAGCAGUAUCCUACUGAUAAAAGGUCAAGAUCAAAUGUAUUUUUACAUUGAACUGUCAAAUUGCUAAAAAUCAAAUUUUUUUUUUCAAGUGAUGCAUUGAUAUAGAACUAAAUAUUAUCUACAGCUCUUUGGCUGGUUCAUGUAGAAUGAAAAUUUAUCUGCCACCUUAAACUCUUACUCUCCUGUAAGUUUGAUGUUUGUGCAGUUACUGGUAUCGAGAUAUGUCCAGAAGUGCAUACAGUAACCAGAAUGGUGCAAAUUUGUCAAAAUUGUCAAAACCAUGAACAUUCACUUGAUUUGAUGAAAUUUCAUCAAAUUUGCCAUUUUUGUCACUGCAUGCAUUUCUGGACAUAAGUGGAGGUGAGGUCCCCACUCAAGGGAAAUAAUCCAAAGGACAGCACUGAGGCAUUUAGAUUGUGACGCUUCCUUAUCUAGCUGAUAAAUCUGCAGAUAAAUCCUCCUUCUAAUCAUAUCAAAGAUUAUCAGUACUAUAAUCAUUUUUCUUUUUAUUAGUUAGUCAGUCAGUCAGUCACUUAAUUGAAAAAAAAAUCAGUCAAAUUACUCAAUGGUGAAGUAUAGUAUUGAUAAAAUAAUAAUGGUUUGUCUUUUUUUGACAGGCCAGACUGGAAGCAUUUGGAACACAUCAACACAUCAUAGGUUGGUCUUGUGAUGGUACAUUGAAGAAUGAAGAUGUCGUUAUUACUAUGCACAAACAGAAUUGCAAAUUAUGAGAAACCAAUUUACCAGUAGCUAUAAAACUUGAGUAUCUAAAACAGUUCUGAGAUACAACAAAAAGAUGAUAACAUGCUGCACUUUCAUAAAAUGAAGAAAAUCAUUGUUAAAAUAACAAUGACUGUUAUCAGUGAGUGAUCUUUAUUCUUAAUGAUGAAUUAAGAGCUUCUCUCCUUACAAUCACAAUGGAUUUGUUUUCUCAGACUUUUGAAAAGUUUAGUUAUGAUUUGUUUUCCAACAAAUUGAUGUUACUGUUGUACAAAGAGGGCUUAACCCUUUAACUCUCAUGGGUGACCAACACAGAAUUUCUCCUUACAAUAUCAAUACAAUAUCAAGCAGACAAGUGAUGAGAAACAAGAAAAACAUUAAUGAUGGGAUUAUUAGUUGAUCCAACACCAAAUUCUUGAAACUAACAUCACAAGAACUAUAUGGCAGACAGACAGUAAGGAGAAUUGUUAAUGAGAUCUUGGGAGUUAAAGGAUUAAGAGUUGUGAUCAGCACAGCAAAUCUCAUUGCCAUGGAUUGGGACCAGAAAACACAAGGGUACAUGAAAGUUAUAUGUUGUUAAUUCAUAUCCUGCUUUGCAUUUACUCUAAACAAAUUUGAAAGGAAUAACAUCAAGUCUCACUUUACCAUUCUAUCAGGAAGUUAUUGAGUUGUUGUUGCCUCCUUAUGAUAUUUUCUUCUGACAUAAUUUGUUGUUUUGAUUUCUUUAGUGAUAAUUGAGACUUUCAAUUAAAAUGUGUUCUGUUUGUAUUAACAUAGGGGAGACUUUUAAUUAAUUUUAGGGUUCGCCUAAUGGCCUCUGUUCCUGGGAGACACACUAAAGUCAAUAAAACCAAAUGGGGCCACCUUAAACUUUGUAAGGUGAUCAUGAAUUAUUGGUAUAAACUAAGAAGUCUAAAAUUUGGAAUAUUUUUGAGUUGUUAGCAAAUAUCACCCUUAAGCAAAGUUAGGUGCCUGUCUAAAAGAGCAUUAAAGUUUCACUCAAUGGAAUUGAACAAAUUUUUAUUUUAUUUAGCAAUACCCUGAAAAUAAGAUAAUUGUCUUCUUUGAAACUUAGGUUCUUCACCAGCAUGGACCCAGCUCUGAUGACGUGGCCUGUGAUUGGUCAGUUUUCCAGCAUCAGUUCCCUUGGGAAUGACAAGGACGGUUGGCUGUGUUCUGAAUGGUUACAAAGCUUGUCCACAAGUUCUGGUAACAUGAUGUCCAGUCCCCCUCUGCAUCUGGUCAGUAUGUUUCUCAAUCUCUAUUAUGGUUGGAAACUGAACACUGAUUUAAUUUGCAAGUUUGCAAGUUUUUUGUUCUGGAUCAGAAUAUUGUGGAAAUUUUUUUCUUCUUGAUUUGUCAUGUUUUAUUGGCAGGUUUUUCCAACAGUGGACAAUGUGCGGUGCAGUUUGGAAGGUUACCCAGGUAUAUAAUAUAACUUAAAUUAUAUGCAUCUGUUGAGGCAGAUAUCAAGUGGCUGAGUGGUUAGAGUGCUGGAAUCAAUCCCUUCAUCUUCAAUUGGAACACACUGGAUUUAUUAUUAUCAGUAUUAUUAUUGUUAGUUUAAUUAUUAUUAUUUUUUUAUUAUCAUUAUUAUCUUAAUCAUCAAAAAUCUAGGGAUGCACAUGUGAGUAAAUUUAAAGUAAUUACUGCAGUUUGUAGAAGCACAUAAAGUGUCCACAGUGUUUGAGUUAUGUAUUUCUUUCUAUAUAUAUUUUCUUCUUCUAAACACUUCACAGCAUACUCUUAGUGGUUCAAGUUUCAUUUCUAAGUAUAAUUAUGUGAUCUCUGAUAGUUUUCUUUCUCUGUAGCUGGUGGCUCAAUACCAUACAGUUCCAAGACAGCUUUGAAGCAGCUUAUCUUCCAAGUUUCUUUUGGUAAGUCACCCUUAGUUUGUUUUCAGAUUAGAUGGGUUUUCAUCAACCUUAGCUUCAUCCCAGUUCACAUGGCAUGAAAUCCACUAGUGUGGCAUUGCAAUUUUACCCUUCACCACUCAUACCCUCCCUGAAUUUGAGGAAAAUCUUCAAAACUUUAAUUAUGGAGUCUUUCAUCUAGCAGGUGGCUUUUUAUCAGUAUCCACCACUGUGUGUGGAGAUUAAUUUCAAUUGUUCUGUCAGGAAACCCAGGCAGGGAAUGUUUCUAGUCCUUUCAAUUUGGAGUAGAGCACAUCAGUCACUCCCCUCAAUCUGCUUGACAAAAUGGCUAUUUUUCUCUGUUUCUUUUUUCAAUUGGACCAUACUGGGGUGUAGGCUAAUAAUCAAAAGCCUUAGAUCUAUUAAAAUGUUACAUCCAGGAAAUCUCUGCUUUACCCAAGUAGCUAACUCUGUUGUGUUAGCAUACACUAUGAACUGUAGUUUUAUGAAAAUUCCAUGAAUUUCAUGUGAAAAACCCAUGAAGAUCAUUUCAUGGCCCAUGAAUACUGCAAAAUGAAAUUUCAUGGGGUUAUUUUUAGCCAUGAAUUUUCCAUGAAUUAGGGGAAUUUUUUUCAUGACCCAUGAAUUUCUUCAAAGUCAAUUUUUAUGACCCAUUGAUUUGCCAUGAAAGUCACCAGAAUUAAUUUCAUGACCCAUGAAUUUCUUUAUAUGCCUACUUUCAUGACCCAUGAAUUUCUUCAAAGUCUACUUUCAUGACCCAUUAGUUUCCCCAGAAAGUCAUCAGAAUGAAUUUCAUGCCCAUGAAUUGCAAUCAAACAGUAUUUCAUGGGCUAACAAUUUAUUUGUUUUGGGAGAACAAAAUUAAUGGGCCAUGAAUAUUUCCUGAAAUCUGUUGCCCAUGAAUUUCAUUGAUGAAUCCAUAGGCCAUUAAAAGUGGUAUUAAUGAGUUCAUCACAGUCACUGAUUUAUCAACGAGCUGACUUUCAUGAUCCGUGGAACUGACUUGUUAUAAAUUUAUCCACUGAUGGAAUUUUGGUGUACAGCGCGAAAACUGUCAAAUGAAAAUGUCCCUAAACAUCUUAAGUGGCCUUUGUUAACGUAAAAUGUACAGGAAAUCACAAAACAAUGACUAAAAACAAUGGAUCUUCAAUUUGCUCCUUUGUUGAGACACAUGGGGCUGGAGGCAAUGACCCAGAUGUUUGAUCCUCACUUUGAUUUUUUGGGGCCUUUUUGCCUUCGCCAUGUCUGGACGACUUUGUUGAAUUUUUUCUGCCUCACUGCUGGCUUUGAUUGUUAGUCAUGACUCUGGAAAACUGUUCAAGGCCUUCUCUUACAUUCUUACGGCUGAGGAAUCUUCUAGGGCUUUUCCAGUAAGGCACCUGCAGAGUACAGAUGCUUAAGUUGUACAGCAAUGGUACACAUUGCAUCUACACGAAAUGUGGAACAAAACAAUGAAAAAUCAAUCGCUUUGUCACCUCAAUUUGGAACUUUGAAUAGUGUGCAAAUGUAACCUGAAAAAAAUGCUAUUUUUACCUCGUUCAUAGAGUCGCCGGUUAACAGAGUCAGGCCAUCCUCUCAGUCGGGAUGAAACGUUACCUUCAUGUAUUCAUUGAGAUCGCCUUCUACAACAUCGUUGUUGAUUUCGUGGUCGCUUUCACAGGAAUCACUGUCGAUGUCAGCUCUGACUUUCUUGGACUCUGAUGUCCUGUCGGUUGUUACUUGCUUCAAAUUCCAAAUACCGAACAGCUUUUUGUGCUGCUUUUUUUGUAAGAUUACAGACGCAGCAACGAAACCUCUUCGGAGUCAUUUCGUAACGUCGAACACGAUAACCUGUGAGGUCACUAUGUGACCGCUGACCUAUGAUGGCUGCGAUGACCUAAGGUCACCACGUGAAAGUACACGUGAUUUACGAAGAAGUGGCGGGCGGUUUUUCGUACCUCGAACGGAAUGGUUCCAUUCAAUUGCAUUUCUCGUAGUGUUUGUGUAGCAGUCUCUUUUUUUUCCAGAUCAACGCAAUGGACCGUCUGAAAAGUUUUUUUCAAAGAGGUUUCCUCAAGAUGAAGUUAUCGAUAUGCAUUACAAUGUGAAGGGGUAAGUUCAAGCUUGAUCAUCUUAUUACGCGUAAACAUCGGAGCGCGCACGCUAACUAUUGAUUUAACUUGAAAAUUUUUAUUCUGUGAUCAUCUGGCGAAACAUCACAAGAGUUUGUAUGGAAAUACUUACGACCGUUCUUAGGAAUAAAAAAUACAGUCAAAUUCUGAAUACGAAAUACCUCACCUCACUUCCACAGUGCGUCGCUUAAUAUCUGACGGCUUUAUGUUGAAAAGAACCUGUUUUGGCGAGUUAUCCAUUUCUAGGUUUACUACGUACAUAAGAAAGGCUCUUAGAUAACUGAUGAUGUGCUCCCUUUAUUUUGCAAACAGUGAAGAGUGUUGGUCUACAAAACUGAUGAAAGGAAAUGCAAACUUGCUAAAGCAGCCUAUCUUGGUCCAAAUGAUGAUGAAGAUGCAAAUAGUAAUGAUAACCGAAAGAAGGAUGGCACAUUCAGGUGGCCAAAACAGAGAGACACUGACAUAGUCAGCCAUAGAUAUAUCUUCACACAUGCAAGAGUGCAGAAAGUUGGUAAUUGUUUUGUUGUUAGUUACCUUGAGAGUAUUGAUCACAAGUGUAAAACAUAUCAAGAAAUUUACAUGAAUGCUGUUACAUAAAUAGACAUAAUAACUGUCCAUAACAUUUUACACAUGAUUUUAGACGAAGGAAAUGAUAUUUGAAGUUUAGACAAAAAUACAUCAAACCAGUGAGUAUAUUUUCAAUAAUUUCGUCCAAAUAUUUUUCACAUCAAAUUUAUUUAUAAUAUACCUUCAAAAUAGUUUAAAUAAACAGAAAUAUAGGAGCAGAAUCUGUCUCCACAAGAAAAUCAGUGAUAUCAAAAUAGAGCUAAAAAUCAUUAACAUCUUAAUUUUAUGCAGAAAAUUUCAUACCAACUUUUUUUAUUUAAGAAAGUGUAAACUGAAUUAUCACAAUUUUAGAAUCCUAAAAUAAUAUUUAUGUACAGCUGGUGAAACAAAAUAAACUAUCAGAGAAUCCAGACUUCUGGUCAUGUCUUUCAUGUGUGUGUGCUUGUACAACAGGACCAAGAAGUUUCACAGAUAGGUUAGUUCUUCAGUGUAUAAUUUAAGUGAUAGUGUAUGUAUUACAGUUGUGGUGUACUGCAAGCUAUACACUGUAGUACAGUCUUUGGUACAAGAAAAGUGAAGAAUUUUUAAUUCCAAAUUCAUAGGGUUUCCAAAGAAUUUUCAUGGUGCUUGCAUAUUCCUAACAACCCCAUGAAAACUUAUGGAGCGUUAUUAGGGUCAAAUUUAGAAAACAAAUUAUGUUAUGGUGUUUGAUAUUUCAUUCGGCCGAACUACAGAAUUAUGUUCCAGCGUUGCAUGGAAUUAUGUUCGGCUCUUUUAACUUGUGUUGGGAGUAUUUCACUUAUAACUAGGCUGGCAGUUUUUUUUGAGUUUAUUCCAAUUUUGUUCGGCUCCUCCGAAUUAUGUUCGGCAAGUAGACUGGUAGCCUCACGAUAAGAAAUUCACGAGGAGUCCCGGGGCGAGAAACAUUUCCCGCGCUCUCUAUAAUUUAUUCUAAUUAUUACCAGUGUUCGUGUACUGUUCUGUCGAACAUGGCGGACAACAAACGUGGAAGAGGAAACCAGAAAAAAAAACCAAGAAAAUCGAAACAAAUGCAAAAGUGCUAAAGCAAUUAAACUUCUACAGGAAGUUACCUCGCUUCUCAGUGAGGGUGAUAGCAAACCAUAUCAACCGGCAGCUGAACAGAUUAGUCAAGCAACUGGCAAUUAACUUUCAUGUGCCAUGAAAAAACCAUGUAGAGGCCAUGAAAAUUCAAGGAAAAUUUUCAUGGUCUAUGAAUUUUUUACAUAUUCACAGGAUAUUCAUGGGUCAUGAUUUGCUGCAACCCAUUAAAAACUAGUGAACUUUGACACCAUGAAAUUUUGGGCUUGAAAUUCAUGGGUUUCUCAGUACCUUUGAAAAGGCCAUGAAAUGCCAUUUUCAUGGGUAUUUCAUGGCUUCUAGGUCACUUUACUCAAUAUUUCAUGGGUCGUGAAUAUGGAAAUUUUCACAGGUUUUUCAUGGGAUUUUUCAGGUCUUUUUCAUGGCACUGAGACCAUGAAAAUGUCAUUGAUUUAACCAUGAAAAUCCUGUGAAAAAUCUGUGAAUUUACAAUGAAUUAUUUCACAAGAUUUUCAUGGGUUUUGAGUUCAUAGUGAUAGCUCUUCUUACAUUCUUGACAGAUCUGAUGGAUUUUUGCUUUUCUUGCUUUUGGUUUUUUCAGCUCUUGGAAGUCUCAUUCCUGUGGUAGAAGUCGCACCUCUCCUCACAUUAAAGCAUACACCAGGGUAUCCCCAGAUUGGAGCCGAAUGAGCUGGUUUCUUGUGACAAGGUGUUAAAAACUGAGUCCUCUCUGCAAUUUAUCUUUAUUUAGUUAUGCUGCUCUAGAAAAUUUAGAAGGUGGAACUUCCACACAUCUUUAUCUUUGGGGCUGUUUAAAGUUUGUUCAAAGAUUAUUUCAGUAUAACAGCAGAAUCUUUUCAGGUUUGCCUUCGUUGUCGUCUAAGGGCAUUACUGAUAUGAUUAAAAGAAUCCAAAAAUUGUCUGUUCUCCUUUCGAAACCCCUUGGGUUUACCCUCAUGGUGUUUAUAGUCUAUCUAAUUUGGCUAGAACAAGAGCAAACUUUGGAUUUCCCCUGUCUAUCUGUGGGCUAUUUCUGAUUGGCCAAAACAGAAUGUCAAGCCAGUUAUUUUGAAAAGGCAAUGUUUUGAAAAUGAAAGAUGGUUGGAGUCUUAAAAAGGAUAGAUGUUGUCUUGAAAUUUAUGCAAAGUUUUUGCAUUUUUUCUCUUCCUCAUUUACAUUUAAUUAUUUUCAGUGCAAAUUUGUCUAAAGCAGCCUGG